AAUCAGAUUCUGUUCCGUUCGUCCUAAUGGUCCGUGGCAAAGGCAAACAACAGCAAUACAAAUCUUUCGAAGCACCUUCCGAUAGCCAGUUGGCGGUUUAUCUGAAAGAUCAAGAGCAAAAGAUGAAAGAGGAGAACGACAACGUGAAGCGAUUGACGCUUAACAUCACGGAACGUUUGGAAGAGGAGGACUAUCAGGAGUCGUUAUUGCAGAGUCAGCGAUCGCCGGCGAUUUAUAAGAUGAGAAUACAGAAACCACCCAAAUUUAAGCACCCCAAGGGAGCUCCUGAUGUGGAUGCAAUUUUUCAUUGAGCAUAGCUCGAUGCAAUAUGAGAUGAGAUGAUCGAAACGUCAUAUUAAGUUAUUGUGUGAAAUGAAGCGGAGCAGUUAAUAGUAUAAUGCAUAAAAUAUCAAAUUAAUGGCAAAUGAUGUUUUGAAUUUAUCAUUAUACACUAUGCAUCAGUCUUUUUUA
Toxorhynchites rutilus septentrionalis is the source of this 471-nucleotide messenger RNA. Its product is annotated as regulator of nonsense transcripts 2-like. Lineage: Eukaryota; Metazoa; Arthropoda; Insecta; Diptera; Culicidae. The transcript has a single exon. The record is from RefSeq and is a predicted model, not a curated record. The coding region runs from base 27 to 311 and encodes 94 amino acids.